AUGGAGCACGACGUCGGACGGCGGCUCGAGGACGCGGUCGCCGUCGUCGCGUCCACCGCGGCGGCGGUGGUCAUGGACGACGACGACGACGACGACGUCACAGACGAUCGGCCCGGCAAAGAGGGCCGUUGGGUCGUCGUCGGCGGCGACGACGGCGAACUCACGCGCGUGCGCGCGAGGGAGGGCGCGCCGGCGGCGGCGGAGAGAGACGGCGCGCUCGCCGCGGAGAGCGACGACCCGAAGGUGCGUUCUAUCUCACACUGGUCCCCAUACGACCGCGUUGGCGAUGUGGACGCCGAUCCUUAA
This is a messenger RNA of Micromonas pusilla CCMP1545, 306 nucleotides long. RefSeq lists its product as uncharacterized. Lineage: Eukaryota; Viridiplantae; Chlorophyta; Mamiellophyceae; Mamiellales; Mamiellaceae. The coding region runs from base 1 to 306 and encodes 101 amino acids. The transcript has a single exon. The record is from RefSeq and is a predicted model, not a curated record.